GGGUUUUAAAUAAACUGAAUAAUCUGCUUGUGUGUUUCAUGAAGCAACAAAUGUGGUUUUGGUUUUCAUAUUUUGUAAUUAUUGUAAUAUUUUUAGUAAUAUUGGUCUGCAGAAUUUUAUCAAGAAAGCAGCUGUCAAAGCUCAGCAGGCGGCCGCCUCCGUUUCGCAACACUGCUCCCCUGUAACGACACAACCUACAACAACACCAUCCACAACAACAAAGGCAAUAACAUACCCGAAGACAAAUUGCAAGUUGCACGUUUUUUCUAAUCGGCCAAAGAUGAUAAGCCGGACAACGGCAACAUAACCCCAGUCGCCAGUCGCCGUGCAUCGAGGCAUCUUUUCUCUCAAACCGAUAGCCGAUAGGCCGAAAGUACAAAAUUCUCCAAAAUUUCAAAGGAAGCCAAUGUGACAAGUGUGUGAGCUGAAAGUAAUAGCGGAGGAACAUAAAUAUCGCCGCUGCCUCUGCUGCCGCUGUCGCUGCCACUGAGUUGUUAUGCAAGCGGGCGGCAGACAGCUACCCAAAUUGAAUUAGCCGGCAUGCUUCUCAAUCGAUUUGUGUCAGCAAUUAAAAACCAGUCGAAGGAGACCCUGCGCGCCUGGAGCUACCAGUGCGAGUCGAUCUUCGCGCAGCGCUCGCGGCGCAUCCAGCAGCUGCUGAGCUUCUACCAGUCGGUCUACGGGACCCAGGGCCUGAAGCAACUAUGGCGAGCCUACUACCGCCGGGAGCUGCAGCCGCCUUUGCGGGGCAUGAUUAUGAGUGCGGUGGGCCUGAUGGGUCUGAACAUCAAGCGCCUUGGCAGCGAUGGCUUUGACUGGAACAAGGAGCGUCUGUCGCUGGCCAACUUCGAUCUGUGCCAUCGGGACAUUGAGUUUAUCAACACUCUGACCCAGAACCAACUAUGCGACCGAUGCCAGGCCAAGAAAAUGAAAUACUGCUACUGCCAGCUGGGAAACCAGCGUUGUCGCAAGUCCCAGUCCGCUAAGAGCCCAUCCACAUCUACGUCGCCGUCGACCAGCAAGGAGACCGAUGAAAGCAUCGGCUACUGCCAGAAGUCGAUGGACUUGGACGUGCGCGGUGCCCCGGCUGGAUCAGUUCGCAUCCAGGCCCAGGAUGACCAUUCGUGGGAACCGUACUUCAGCAAGAACGAGUUCAGCAUAUGGCGGCGGGAGGAGCGCUCGUCCCUUUACUCAUACAAGGUUUAUGCUCGAUUCGACGACAUUACGGCCGACGAUUUCCUCCAUGUGCAAACUGACCUGGACUACCGCCGUCAGUGGGACGACACUGCUCUUAGACUAGAGCUCAUCAGCGAGGACCCUGUGCCGGGAAGCAACUCUCACCUAAUCUAUUGGGAGAUGCAGUGGCCGCGGUUGUUUGCCAACCGUGAUUAUGUUUAUUGUCGGCGCUACAUUAGGGAUGACAACAAGAAGCUCAUUUUCAUCUGCAACCGCGGCGCCAAACACAACACUUAUCCAGCCUUGUCUGGAAAAGUGCGGGUCACUGACUAUUGGAGCCUCAUGGUCAUCAAACCCUUCCGAGGGUUUCACGAGCCAGGCUUGCACUUUGUGCUCACCUACUACGAUGAUCCCGGCGUACCCAUUCCCCAAAACAUAAAAUCGUGGGUGACGCAAAAGCAGAUGCCCGAGUUUCUUACCAAAAUGUACGUGGCCACCAAGAACUAUGCAUGCUCCAGGGCCAUCAAGAUGAAGGACAUGUUCAAUGGCUUUUCCCUGAUCAACGAAGACUACACAGCCAAUGCUCAGCGAGGCAGCUGGCUGGGCAGCUUGGGCCGGCGCAAGGUGAACCGCGGCAGCGAAGCAGAGCGCUGAUAAGUGCUUCCUUUCCAAACCCCAUCCUUAUUAAACCCUUCCCACACACUCCCAAGUUUCAUCUUCGGUUCCAUUCACCUGCGACUCUAUAAACAACUAUUCAGGAGAGAAUACCACUUCUAGCAUUAGAAACUAUCAAAUCGAACCACAGAACUACAGAGCAAGUGUGCAAUAGCUGUUGGCAUUUCGCGCUCAUAGAAUGUGUGCCACACGGAUGGGAUACCUUAAAUAUACUGAUUGUAUCUAACUAUUAAAUACAUAAUAUCUUAAGUUUAGAAAUUGUUUUAAAAGCAAAUAGAAAAUAUGGAAAUUACUUGUACAAUAAAGGAAAUUCAGAAUAUAUA
Molecule: messenger RNA, 2174 nt
Organism: Drosophila bipectinata
Lineage: Eukaryota; Metazoa; Arthropoda; Insecta; Diptera; Drosophilidae
Product: stAR-related lipid transfer protein 7, mitochondrial
Molecular function (GO): lipid binding
Source: RefSeq, a predicted model, not a curated record